CCGUCAUGAAGCUACUGCUGUUGUGGGCGAUUGUUGCCAUCAGUUGGCCGCUUAUAGAGGGUGCCAGAAGAAGGACGAGGAACAGUGCCUGUCUGGUAAGGAACAAGUAUGCCCACGAAAGCUCCUGUAGGUCCCGGCGUCGGGUCUACUUCACCUUCCAUCGAGUCCUCUUCGACUGCAUAAAGGUGACCACAAACUGCCGGAAGCUCUACAGGAGGAACGAGUUCCACACUCUAGAGGCGUGCAGGGAUGCAUGUCACUACCACAUGGCUAUGCCAGUGCCGCCCAAGCCCGGAAAUGGGACGUCUUCUGCCCCCGGAGCGGAGGGAGGAGUAACUGAAGCUGCACCAGCAGCAGAUGCACCGCCACCUGCGAUAUAGAUUCCUUUGGAACUUGCUUCAGAUAUGUGCAAUGAGUUUUGCAGAAAUUUUAAUUCGGUAUUUUCUGUGUAUUUAUUCUCUGUGUGCACCGCAUUACCAGUUUUGAUUACCCGCGUAUCUACAACUACAUGAUUUGCAAGACUCA
Molecule: messenger RNA, 525 nt
Organism: Drosophila erecta
Lineage: Eukaryota; Metazoa; Arthropoda; Insecta; Diptera; Drosophilidae
Exons: 3
Coding region: 6-380 (124 amino acids)
Source: RefSeq, a predicted model, not a curated record